AUUUUAUUUAUUUCAACUUUUUCUUUGGACUUUCAGCUUUGUUUCGAGUUGAUUUUUAAUCGGAAACAUCCGCAUUGGUGUUCACUGGAUUUGUAGUUGUUUGAUAAGUAAUGUGGAAACUCAAAAUCGCUGAAGGAGGGAGUCCAUGGCUUCGGACGGUAAACAAUCACGUUGGGAGGCAAUUUUGGGAGUUCGAUCCCAAGCUUGGAACGCCGGAAGAGCUUAUGGAGGUGGAGAAAGUUCGUGACCAUUUCAGGGAGCAUAGGUUCGAGAAGAAACACAGUUCAGAUCUGCUUAUGCGACUUCAGUUUGCAAAGGAGAACCCUUGCAAGAUAGACUUACCCCAGGUCAAAAUAAAAGAUACAGCUGAUGUUACAGAGGAGGCAGUUACAGCCACAUUAAAAAGGGCUAUCAGUUACCAUUCAACUAUCCAGGCACAUGACGGGCAUUGGUCAGGAGAUUAUGGUGGUCCUAUGUUUCUAGUUCCUGGCUUGAUUAUUACAUUAUAUAUCACAGGAGCAGUAAAUGCUGUCUUAUCAAAAGAACAUCAGCAAGAGAUUUGCCGAUAUCUUUACAAUCAUCAGAAUGAAGAUGGGGGUUGGGGCUUACAUAUUGAGGGCCCAAGCACCAUGUUUGGUACAACUUUGAACUAUGUUUCGUUGAGGUUGCUUGGUGAAGGGGCUGAUGAUGGACAAGGGGCAAUGGAGAAAGGACGUAAAUGGAUUCUGGACCGUGGUGGUGCAACUUCAAUAACUUCCUGGGGGAAAAUGUGGCUUUCAGUUCUUGGAGUAUUUGAAUGGUCUGGCAACAAUCCGCUGCCUCCAGAGAUUUGGCUAUUACCUUAUUUUAUUCCUUUCCAUCCAGGAAGGAUGUGGUGCCAUUGCAGAAUGGUUUAUUUGCCUAUGUCAUACUUAUAUGGGAAAAGUUUUGUUGGUCCGAUCACAUCAACAGUUUUAUCUUUGAGAAAGGAGCUUUAUGCAGUGCCCUAUAACGAAAUAGACUGGAAUAAAGCACGCAAUCUUUGUGCAAAGGAAGAUCUAUACUACCCACAUCCACUUGUACAGGAUAUCCUUUGGGGAUCUCUUCACAAGUUUGUUGAGCCUAUACUAACGUGUUGGCCAGGAAAAAGGUUGAGAGAGAAAGCUUUGCUCACUGCAAUUCAGCACAUACAUUAUGAAGAUGAGAAUACUCGAUACAUAUGCAUAGGUCCAGUAAACAAGGUUUUAAAUAUGCUUUGCUGCUGGGUGGAAGAUCCAAACUCAGAGGCAUUCAAGUUGCAUCUCCCCAGAAUCCUUGAUUACUUGUGGCUUGCUGAAGAUGGCAUGAAAAUGCAGGGGUAUAAUGGAAGUCAGUUAUGGGACACUGCUUUUGCUGUUCAAGCAAUUAUUGCAACUGACCUUGUUGAAGAAUAUGGUUCAACUCUUAGAAAAGCACAUGGGUACAUAAAAAAAACACAGGUUUUAGAAGACUGCCCAGGUGAUCUAAAUUUUUGGUAUCGACAUAUUUCUAGAGGUGCAUGGCCUUUUUCAACUGCAGAUCAUGGUUGGCCGAUCUCUGACUGCACAGCCGAAGGAUUAAAGGCUGCUCUUCUAUUAUCGAAGAUUCCAUCAGAAAUUGUUGGCGAGCCGUUAGAGGCAAAGCUCUUAUAUGAUGCUGCAAAUGUGAUUAUUUCCCUGCAGAACAACGAUGGUGGUUUUGCAACGUAUGAAUUGACAAGAUCAUACCGGUGGUUGGAGGUAGCGUUCAUGAUGCUUACAUGCCACUGUAUUUAUAGUAGUGCAUUCUUUCUUUAUAAUCUGGACCAUCAGUCUUACAUGAAGUUGUUCAAUAGCUAUAGUUAUAUAUCCAGCAGUUCAGUCCCACAUCUCUGAAAUCUGAAUGUGCAU
This is a messenger RNA of Telopea speciosissima, 1886 nucleotides long. Its product is annotated as cycloartenol synthase 2. The coding region runs from base 111 to 1871 and encodes 586 amino acids. The record is from RefSeq and is a predicted model, not a curated record. The transcript has 12 exons. Gene Ontology annotation, cellular component: lipid droplet. Gene Ontology annotation, biological process: triterpenoid biosynthetic process. Gene Ontology annotation, molecular function: intramolecular transferase activity. NCBI's taxonomy places the organism in Eukaryota, Viridiplantae, Streptophyta, Magnoliopsida, Proteales, Proteaceae.